This is a messenger RNA of Onychostoma macrolepis, 974 nucleotides long. RefSeq names its product ras homolog family member Ca (gene rhoca). Gene Ontology annotation, molecular function: GTPase activity; GTP binding. Gene Ontology annotation, cellular component: neuron projection. Gene Ontology annotation, biological process: small GTPase-mediated signal transduction. NCBI's taxonomy places the organism in Eukaryota, Metazoa, Chordata, Actinopteri, Cypriniformes, Cyprinidae. The transcript is spliced from 5 exons. The record is from RefSeq and is a predicted model, not a curated record. Bases 197 to 778 code for a protein of 193 amino acids.
CUCAGCGGCGAACCGCCUCUUCCUCCGGUCAGCAUUCAGCAGCGCAGCGGGCGACUGCGAUUCCCAUUACAGCGGGCGGGUCUUCUGCGAGUCGAGCCUCGUCUCUUAGCAAUAAUCGCUUGAAAUUUCUCCACAUUGAGCCUAAAACUUGGACACGAGAUCGACAGGGAAUUUGAAGCCCGCGAGUAAAUAAGGUAUGGCGGCUAUCAGGAAAAAGCUGGUGAUCGUGGGAGAUGGAGCGUGUGGGAAGACCUGUCUCCUCAUAGUGUUCAGCAAAGACCAGUUUCCAGAAGUCUAUGUGCCUACUGUGUUCGAGAACUACAUUGCAGACAUCGAAGUCGACAGCAAACAGGUGGAGCUGGCAUUGUGGGACACAGCAGGACAGGAAGACUACGAUCGUCUGAGGCCUCUGUCUUACCCAGACACAGAUGUCAUCCUCAUGUGUUUCUCCAUAGACAGUCCCGACAGUUUAGAGAACAUCCCAGAAAAGUGGACGCCGGAGGUGAAGCACUUCUGCCCCAACGUUCCCAUAAUCCUCGUGGGCAAUAAGAAGGAUCUGCGGAACGAUGAGCACACACGAAGAGAGCUGACUAAGAUGAAGCAGGAGCCAGUUAAACCGGAGGAGGGCAGGGACAUGGCCAACCGCAUUAGCGCCUUUGGCUACCUGGAAUGCUCAGCUAAGACUAAGGAGGGUGUGAGAGAAGUAUUCGAAAUGGCCACCAGGGCGGCGCUGCAAGUCCGCAAGAGGAAGAAGAGGAGCGGGUGCUUGCUGUUGUGAGAGAACUUUCCGGUCUUUUCCAGAAUGAUCUCCAUAAUGACCAGGAAAUACCAAACUCCACACAAAGAAAAGAAGAAGAAAAAAAAAAGAAAAGUUUUUGACCAAACAACAUAAAUACACUGGACUGUAUGUCACAUUUCAUGCAAACUAACAGGUGGGAAAUGGAGGAAUGUGAAUAAAAUAUGCAUUAAAUGAA